Molecule: messenger RNA, 494 nt
Organism: Oppiella nova
Lineage: Eukaryota; Metazoa; Arthropoda; Arachnida; Sarcoptiformes; Oppiidae
Source: the annotation of a GenBank genome assembly
GGAUUACCGGAUGAAGUGGUAAAUCGUGCCAAAACACAGACAUCGGACGUGGAGAUCAGCAAAUCUGGCAAUGAAUACACCAUUAAAACGGUGUCCCCUAACAGAACCUGGGAGAUUACGUUUGAGUUGGGCAAGGAGUUUGACGCACCACGUUUUGGGGGCACCACUGCCAAGAACCUGGGAGAUUACGUUUGAGUUGGGCAAGGAGUUUGACGCACCACGUUUUGGGGGCACCACUGCCAAGUCACUGGUGGUGGCGGACGGCAAUCGACUCAUUCAGACCGUUAAAGGGGAAAAGGAGUUGAAGAUUGUGCGCGAGUUUAAUGGUAACGAACUCCGGGCCACGUCUACUACCGGAUCGGUGACUGCCGUCACAACGUAUGCCAAACAAUAGAUGACAUCUAAAUCUCAAUCAUUGAUAAUAUGAGUAAUUUUGUUAAAAUUACUUUGAAUUUUUAAGUGAUUUAUAUUAAUUAAUAAUGUAAAGUAACAAC